CCCUGGAAUUGUUCUUGUGGUUCUCUUGUCCAUAGCGCUGUGCUGCGAUUGAAUUACAAAUGCUGGAUUAACAGUUGGGUGUUCUAUUGUAGCGGAACUCCCAACACGCCCAACGCCCUCUACCUUAACACCCGGAUUACUGCUUCAUCUUCAGCAAUUACUAGAUUGGGUUUGACUAUUGAAUCGGUUGGACCUCGAUCUCCGAUCACGGACCAACUCUUAUUUAACGCCACCAAAGCAUGUCUGCCCCCGAGAUUGCCCAACAGGGCAAGGAGGAAUCCGCGGCCACCUACACCCAGUCGUACGCAGCCUCGCGCUCAUCCGAAGACACCAUCGAUCAAGUGGACGCUCUAGGGCGCAUUGCGACGCGGGCCUCGCGCGAGCCAGAGUCCUUGACCAGAAGAGUGACCUCGAUCGGGACGACUGGCACCUCGGAUCCAAACUAUGAGGUCGACUGGGACGAUGGAUUCGACAAAAACAACCCGAAAAACUGGUCCUUUGCCUACAAAGCCAUAGGCAUCGCCAUUCUCUCCUACAACACCUUGAUCAUCGUACUGUAUUCGACCUCGUAUACUUCAGGAGAAUCACAGAUUGCGGCGGAAUUCGGAACCUCCAACACCGUCGUCACGUUGGGCUUGACUCUGUAUCUCAUCGGCCUGGCGAUAGGGUCCAUGUUCAUGGCCCCAUUGAGCGAACUGUACGGCCGCAAGCCGGUUUCCGUCCUCUGUUUGCUCAUCUUUACCGUCCUCAUUAUUCCCUGUGCACUUAGCAAGAACCUCGCCACGUUGCUGGUCGUCCGGUUCAUUGCUGCUUUGUUCGGAAGCGUCAUGAUCUCCACCGCGCCGGGGAUGGUUGCGGAUAUUGUUGAGGAUGAUCAGCGGGCGCUCGCCAUAUCGAUUUGGAGUAUUGGUCCCAUCAAUGGCCCAGUCAUUGGACCCAUCAUUGGUGGCUUCGUGACACAGUAUCUGGGCUGGCGCUGGAUGGACUGGAUUGCCUUGAUUCUGUCCGGCGUCGCGUUGGUCUUGUCGUGUGUCCUGGAGGAGACCUAUGGUCCUAUCAUUCUGCAGCAGAAAGCCGCCCGCAUGCGCAAAGAAACAGGCGAUUCGCGCUGGUGGUGUCGAUACGAACAAAAGGCCAGUCUGGGUGAACUGCUGAAAGUCAACCUGGGGCGCCCAUUUGUCAUGGCAGUCACCGAGCCGAUCUGUAUUUUCUGGAACAUCUACAUCGCCAUCGUCUAUGGAAUCCUCUAUCUCUGCUUCACAGCCUACCCCAUCGUCUUCCGGGAGAUUCGCGGAUGGUCGCUUGGCCUCUCUGGCCUUGCAUUCCUGGGCAUCGGAACCGGCUGUUUGAUCACCAUCUCCAGCGAACCCUUGAUCCGCCGUUUGAUCAACGCCCACAAACCCGACCCGGAAACAGGCAAGCCGCCCCCGGAGGCCAUGGUGGCGUUCGUGUGCAUCUGCGCGCUUCUCAUCCCCGCCGGAGAGCUGUGGUUCGCCUGGACGUGUUCCCCGGCCUCGAUUCCCUGGAUUGUCCCGAUUCUCGCGGGGGUGCUCUUCGGCACCGGCAACACGGGCGUCUUCAUCUACGCGACCAACUACCUCGCUGGGAGCUACGGGGUGUACGCCGCCUCCGCGCUGGCUGGGAAUUCCGUGAUCCGCAGUAUCCUGGGUGGUGUGUUGCCGCUCGUGGGCACGUACAUGUACGCAGGCAUUGGUCCCAAUUGGUCUGGCACGCUCCUGGGCUUGCUCGAGGUGGCCAUCGUUCCGAUCCCGUUCGUCUUUUACAAGUAUGGGUAUAAGAUUCGGGAAAAGAGUGUGCUUAUUCGACGAAUGCAGGAGGAUAAGCGGCGACUUGCUGGCAAGCGCCAGCGACAGACCCAGCAGGUGGAGGUGACGGCCCAGGGGGAGAAGACCACGGUGGAGGUCUGAAGACAACCACCACGUACACAGCGCCAUCUCGCAUUUAAUGAUGGGGUUGAAAAGCGAUUCCUUGCACAGCGGGAGUUGGGUAGCGUGCCUUGUUGCCAUGGAUAUGUAAUGAUCUGCAUCUAUGCACGACUGGUAAUGUCAUU
Aspergillus ibericus CBS 121593 is the source of this 2071-nucleotide messenger RNA. Its product is annotated as MFS transporter. Bases 240 to 1928 code for a protein of 562 amino acids. Gene Ontology annotation, biological process: transmembrane transport. NCBI's taxonomy places the organism in Eukaryota, Fungi, Ascomycota, Eurotiomycetes, Eurotiales, Aspergillaceae. The transcript has 4 exons. Gene Ontology annotation, molecular function: transmembrane transporter activity. The record is from RefSeq and is a predicted model, not a curated record.